AUGGUCGCGAUUCCGAAUUUCGCCAAUAUUGUAAAUACGAUCUCUAAGGCCUUUCUCCACUCUACGAUUAUUCCGCUGUACAAAGGUGACCACCCUAUAUCACCCAUGGAAACCGGUCCAGACCAGGUGGUCUUCACCGUUGUGAACAAGCACACCUCGGCAAUCAAGGCUUUGUUAACACGAGGUUGUGGUCUGUCUGGUUGGUCGCCACACCCGAUCAUGAUCCUCGCCAACAACACAGAGUACGACGAGAUCAUACUCACUGGCUUCGAUGGCAUAGGGGGUAGCUGCGAUGACAGCGACCCUAAACGUGCCAUCCACCUCGACGUUGGCAAAGUCGACGUCAACGAAACAAUUAGGUUCCUCAUCCCCAGCGGUUGGCACGGGAAGAUGUCCGUGGGCGAUGCAAACUACCAUUUGACUGGAGGAUCCGAGACCCUCCUCGAAGGUAGCUUUCUUGAGCAAGUGAACGGCAAUGGGGAGACCAAGGUUAAGCUGGAUUUUGAUGUUAGCAUGGUUGACGGUUUCUCGGUCCCGCUCACAUGUUCAUGUGGUGAUGAAGUCCUGACCGGAUGCAGCUGGGACUUGUUGUCCUUGAACAGAUGCCCGGAAGAGGACCAAGGUGACGGCGUUUGCAGGAAUCCCCUCCGGCCGGAUGAGAGCGUGAGUAGUGCCACCGAGUUUUUCCAACCAUGCGAAGGCGCCGCCUAUACGUUCCCCCACGACCACGGCGCCAAUAUCAACGGCAAUCCCCAGUGCCAGUCAGAAGGUGUCACUUGCUGCGUUGGUACAGACUGUGAUCCGCAUAUGAACCAAUGCACUGGUGUUAUGUCUGGGGAGGAGAUCUGCCAGAAGUUCUACUAGUUGGCUUGAAAGUAAACCUCGGGUCCGUUGGACUGUUCCAUUUGUCUGUUUAGUCCCUACUCUACGGACACGUAAUGAUUCGGGGUGUUG
Truncatella angustata is the source of this 954-nucleotide messenger RNA. RefSeq lists its product as uncharacterized. The coding region runs from base 1 to 864 and encodes 287 amino acids. The record is from RefSeq and is a predicted model, not a curated record. NCBI's taxonomy places the organism in Eukaryota, Fungi, Ascomycota, Sordariomycetes, Amphisphaeriales, Sporocadaceae. The transcript is spliced from 3 exons.